AUGUUCACCCUGUCUGAGCUGGCGCCUCUGAAUCAGCACCACAGCAGGUCCAAACUGCUGAAGCCGUGGUGGGAGGUCUUCAUGGACCACCUGCUGGUUCUGAUGCUCCUCACCUCCAUCCUGGCCUGCACCGAGCAGCUGUCCAGAGACAGGGUGGUGUGUGUUCCCACUGGUGACGACAGGGAGCGCUCCCCACCUCCCACUCAACCUUCGGACUCUGAUUUCCUCCUCGCUGGGCCCGGGCGACAAACGGACCUAGUGUUCCAGCAGUACGUCUUCAUCAGCCAGGUGUGUUACCAUGAAGCUCUGCCCUUCUGCUCCCGCUUCCUCCCCCAACUGGCCCUGUUGCAGACCCUCCUCCUGGUGGCCGGCGGCUCCUUCUGGCUCCACUUCCCCAAAACCUCCUCCUGUGUGGAACAGUUCCUGGGCAUCUUAGCCAAGUGCUGUGAGUCUCGCUGGACGUCUCAGGCCUUGUCCCUGGCUGCACGGCAGGAAACCCCCCUGAGGAGCAGUCAGCCGGUCUCUCCUCCCUGCUCCACCAGCCAGUCCAGGCCCGCCCCGCCUCCUGAGUCCGAGACCUCCAGGCCACGAGUGAGUCUCGACAGAAGCGACGGGGAACAAGCUCGAGCUCUUUUCGAAAGAGUCCGGAAAUUUCGGUCUCACUGUGAGCGUUCAAGCGUCAUCUACAAGGUCUACUUGGCACAGACUGUGUUUAAGACGGUGCUGGUGACCACCACCCUGUGUUACACCGUCCCGCUGCUCCGCUCGCUCUCCUUCACGCACAGCUGUGUGACUGAAGAGGGAGCCCUGGUGGGCUACCGCUCCUUCAGCUGCAUCCACGUCCUGUCCUCCCUGCUGCACACGCUCAUGCUGGCCUACCUGCUGCUUCUGGGCCUCUACGGCCUGCUCAGCCUGUACGCCCUCUUCUGGAUGCUCCACAGCUCCCUGCUGCAGUUCUCCUCCCAGCUCCCCGGGGACGUGGCCGCUCCGAGGCGUGACCUGGCCUUCCUCCUUCACAUGCUGGAGCAGUACGACCCUCUGCUGGUGCAACACCUGUCUGUCUUCCUGUCGCCGGCUCACGAGGGUCAGCUGAUGGACGAGAGCUUGGAGAGACGCUGGAGCGAAGGCAAGCUGCAGGCCAUGGUUCACAUGGACACCGGGGGGCGCUCUCAGCUGGAACUGCUGGCCCUGCCCAGACUCCCUGCAGCUCUGUUCAGCCUCAACAAGCUGGAAGUUCUCAAAGUGGAGCAUGUGACUGAGGUCAGGUUCACUGCUCAGGUGUCCAACAUGACCUCACUCAGGGAGCUGCACCUGCACCACUGUGAGGCCUCUGUGGAUUCAGCUGCUCUCGCUGUCCUUCAGGAACGUCUAGAAGUCCUUCACUUGACCUUCACUCAAGCGUCAGAGAUGCCAAACUGGGUUCUGUCGCUGCACAGUCUGCAGGAGCUGCGCUUGCGUGGCCGUCUGGGCAGCGAAGGUCGCGGCUGGGUGCUGGGCAGCGUCCGGCAGCUGCGGCACCUGCGUGUGCUGGCGCUGGAGGGGAAGCUGCAGAGGAUUCCUGCCGAGCUGUGCGAUGUGGCCGACAGUCUCCUGAAGCUGGAGAUCCACAACGGCGGCGCGAAGAUCCUCUCCCUCACCGCCCUGAAGCGCCUGGUCAACCUGAGCGACCUCCUCCUGCAGGACUGCCAGCUGGAGCGCUUGCCCUCUUCUCUGACGAGUCUGGCGAAGCUGCGAGUGCUCAAACUGCAGCGCAACAACUUGUCUAGCCUGGAGGGACUUGUUGUUCUCUCCCAUCUUCAGCGGCUCUCGUCCCUCAGGCUCGCCUUCAAUAAUAUUCAAGCCAUCCCGCCGUGUGUCGCAGCUCUGCAGGCCCUGGAGCUCCUGGAUCUGUCCAGCAACCGGCUGGAGAACCUCCCCUCUUCUCUCUUCAAGCUGUGUGGUCUUCGGCGGCUUUUUCUCUCCAACAACAUGUUGAGGAGGCUCCCUGCUGAUGUGACGGCACUGACGCUGCUCUCAGAGCUGGACCUCAGUGGAAACCUGCUGGAGAGCCUUCCCCCUCAGAUGUUCCGGAGCUGCCCGGAGCUGUGCACUCUGAAUGUCGCCCACAACUCUUUGAAAUCCUUACCUGGAGAAAUAGCCUCUUCAGGCCAGCUGUGCAAGCUGGACCUGCGCUUCAACAGCCUGCAAGAGCUGCCUGCGGGCUUGGGCUGCUGCCCUGGACUCCGUGGUGGUGGUGGACUCCUCGUCGAACACCGGUUGUUUGUGUCCCUCCCUCUGCAUGUCAGGAAUAUUCUGAGCACCCCCCGUGCCAGCUUUGACACCGAGACAGUCCCAGAAGAAGCAGACAAGUUCCCGCUCUUCUCGCCCUCACAGUGGCGCUUCUCCUCCGCUCCAGAAUCACAAAUUUAAAAAGAACUGCUGAUGACAAAUGACUGUGUUAGCAACUUGUUUCUCACAGCUAUGAACCAUGAAGUCUCAUUUUAAAGAUUUAGAUUUAUGAGAUCAUUCAAUAAGAACACACACAACAUUCAUAUAGGAUAGUUAUGCCUUGUUUUUGUCGACAUCAUAUCUUUAUAAAAAACAUUUAAGUCUUUUGUGUAGUUUUCAGUC
Molecule: messenger RNA, 2610 nt
Organism: Synchiropus splendidus (mandarinfish)
Lineage: Eukaryota; Metazoa; Chordata; Actinopteri; Syngnathiformes; Callionymidae
Product: volume-regulated anion channel subunit LRRC8D
Exons: 5
Coding region: 1-2409 (802 amino acids)
Molecular function (GO): protein binding
Source: RefSeq, a predicted model, not a curated record